Vitrella brassicaformis is the source of this 7066-nucleotide messenger RNA. The record is from the annotation of a GenBank genome assembly. NCBI's taxonomy places the organism in Eukaryota, Vitrellaceae.
CGCACACACCACUCUACACAAAGUGCUUUUUCAUGGCUGUUUUCUGUUUGUGAUCGGCCCAAGGCAAAGAAGCUGUCAUCGUAGGCAGUUCAGCCAUGAGAGAGCAGCACACACAGAGGCACCCUCCACGGUCGCUCACAUAUCACUUUUCCUUCUCGCUGAGCAUGCGCCGAGAGAGGAGCGACGCCGCUUAUCCUGCUGUUGCCGCCGCUGCUCCACAGAAGGCAUCUGCACAAUACACAGUACACACACAAACAUGGUGAAAGACCUCACUGAUGUGAUAUGGACACACACACAUCCGUACCGGCAGAGUGCUAAGAUACGAGGGCACCUGGCCCUGUGUGGCGGCGACCAACUCGUGCCUGCAGACAUGGACACAACAAGGAUACGCACAGCCCCUGCUGCGUGCCCACCCAUGACAUGUGUACGCACCGGUAGUCGGCCCAUGUGUGUGCCGUCACGCCAUAGAUGUUGAGCCGCUCCGCCACCGACGCCUCCACGCUCCUACUCCAAAAGUCGAACUCGUCAACCGACAUGACCAACAACAGCUGCACGCCGCACAACCAGAUACACACCACACCACAUGUGUGUUGGAACCCAUCCAUCCCAAAGCUGUUUUUGGCCGCUCACCUUGGGCAGUUGGGCCAGGUGUGCGAGGACCCUGAGAGUCCGUGUGUCCCGCAGCCUCGGCCCAUCGAUGCCGUGCACCACCAGGGCAGUGGUGGCCUGUGACGCUGCCACACACUCGCUAAACACCUGACGUGACGCACACAACACACCCAGACCACACAAGGCACAUAUCUCUUCUCUCUAGUGUGAUUUCUCUCUCGUGUCGCUGAGCUGACGCACCUACCUACCUGUACUAUCUCUUUGAGGGAUCUGCCCCGGGCUUCUGCCGCCUUGCUUGCUAUGUCCUGCACACCUGCGAAGGCAUUGGGCGUCUCCAUGAACCGCAGCAACGGCGCCCUCAGUGGCUCGACAGCGUCCAGACGGACGUCAUGGCCGUAGAGCACCAGCCGGCUGGAAUCGCUGACCGAUAGCAUGGACGACACACACACGAACGAAUCAGCAUGAGGUGGUAGUGGUCUGUCUGGCCGUUGCUUGGGGGGUUUCUCCUCACUCACCUGAGGCAUCGUCUGUCAAACUUAUCUAGCAGGGCCUGCUUGGACCCAAUGCCGCUCACACACAGGGAGAAACCGGCGACAAGAGCCUCCUUCCAACGGCCGAAGUCAAGACAUGCUCGGCUGAAUAUCUGCAGCCAGUCAACGGUCACACACACACACACAGGGGAAACAGCCAGGCCCUCACACACAAGGGAAACAGCCCUCCACGGGACCCGCCAUUUUGCACACACCCAUGGCCUCGUCCUGACCUGCUGUUUGUCCGGCUCUUGUUCGACCGGCAUGGCCAGAAGCCGCUCCGCAACCCACUGCGGACUGUACUCCUCGGCGCCACUCUCCCCUGCCCCACGACGACCACCACGACCAUCACCAUCACCAGCAGCGGCAGCGGCAGCAGGACCAGUCGACCCUCCACGCGUAACGCGUCCGCCACCUGCACCCCUGGUGUGCCGCGCCGCCUUGCUGCCGCUCUUGCGAGGCUGGUCGGGUAUCGUCUUGCCUGUCCUGACGGUGGGGAGCUUCUUCUUGGCGGCCGGGAAGGGGUGGUAGGGUGGCGCGGGAUGAGAGGCUGCUGCUGCUGCUGCUGGCACUUGCGAUGGCGAUAGGACGUCGGCACUGGCCUGACCCUGGACACACAUAAGGAUGCAUGAUGCGCGUCAAGUGUUUGUUUGUCGUGUGGUGGAUUGUGUGUGGGUAUGGCGCUGACCUUGGUUUGAGAGACAAAGAGAGGCGGCUCCUCCUCGGCUGCUGCAGGCACCUGAUCGUCCCUGAUGGCCACCUCCUCGCCGCCCUCCAUGUCUACAUCCAUCAUGUCCGAUUGCCGCUCCCGGCCCUCACCCUGCCCGCCUUGUGGAUGCACCACCACUGGCUGAUCCACGCCACUGUCCUCACCUCCCAUCCCCUCGCUGCUCGUCGCCUGGCCGUCCUCUCUGGCCAUGCCCCUCUUGCCCUUCCUCCCUCUCGGCUGCAGUGGCUUGCUGUCGGGGCUGUCGGCAGCGGGUGGUGGGUGCUCCUCCUCGGUCUGGUGUCUGCUGCGGCCGGAUCGACGGGCGGAGCGUGGCCCUUUGGUCGACCAAUAGCCGCCGUCGAGGCCGUCGACUCUGGCCCCCGACGACGGGAGGUUUUCUGCAGGCGGGGGGCUGGCAGGCACAACUGCCUUUGGGGCAUCCGCGGGUGCCGCUGCUGCUGCUGCUGCUGCUGCAGGGGGGAGAAGGGGAGGGAUGGAUGGGCCAGGAGGGGGAGGGAGAGAGGGCGGCUGUGGCUGUGGCUGUGGCUGUGACUGUGGCUGUGAGUGGGUGUAUUUCUUGGCCUUCUUUCGGGUGCGAGAGGGGCCGCUGGUGAGCUUGCGGCUCUUGGGCUGGUGGAGAAGCGCGGCGAACUGGUCCUUGCUGGCUGCGUGUGUCGGACAGAGGAAGCCCCUGACCACCUGACCCGGCGUCUUUUCAUAGUAGAACUGAGCAGAGAGAGAAAAGGGCAGAAGGGCAACCACCAGAAUGAAUGAACGACAGCCACAUCACAUCCACACACUCUCACUCACCCACUCACUUACCAGCAACACAUCCCCCGCAUCUCUGAGGCAUGACGCGUGGUAGGCCACCCGGCAGUGUGGCCAGCUGCACUGGAUUGGCGCGCCGACCCCCUUGCAGCCGCAGGUGUGGCAGGUCUGCUUCCACCGAGAGGCCGGCACCUUGGCCACAUCCACCACCACAUGGCCCUGCUCCCCAUCGCGACGCAGCCAAGUCUCGGGCACCCACAAGGCGCACCGGUGAUGUGCCCACCGCCCGUCAUCCGUCGGCACCAGCGGAGGGUGCCCCUCGCGCCAACAGAGGACACACUUCAUGGGCUCCUCUGGGGCGGUGGGUGAACAGCUGGCCUGCGCCUCUCUGUCUCGUCGAUGGCUGCACGCGCGGCAGAUCCAUGGGGGGCCGUCUUCUGUCGGCUUGGUGGUGAAUCCAUAGCACUCGUCGUGUACCCGUGUGCCGCACCCGCCGUCGCAGAAGAUGAUGUUCUCUCCCUCAGAGCACUCGUAGCUGUCGCAUAUGUCGCACGGCACGAGGUCGUCGUCGAUGACGCGACCACUCGAGUCCGUGUUGGCCUCUGCAAGCUUCUUGGGGCAGUAGAAACAGAUGUCGAGGGGCAGCUGGCCGGACAGCGAUGGCGAUGGCGAUGGCGACGGUGCUCGGGGCCUCUUCUUGGCCUUGGGCUUGGGCUUGACGAGGUCGACGGCAGCCGCAGCAGCGGCAGCGGCAGCAACAGCGGUGGGCCGCCGCUCGCGCACCGUCCUCUCGCGGAUGUAUGGCCAUUUCGGGAUCACCCUGCUGGGCCUGCCCCCCUUCCUCUCACCCUUGGCGGCCCUCCCUCCCCGGGGCAGAAGCCACAUCGGCUCCGGCGGCUGCAUUUUCUCAUUCUGCAUCCUCUUCGCCUGCCUUUGGGGCGAGAUGCGCCGGCUGACCCUCCUGAUGUUGCGAACCAGGAAGGGCAGCAAGCGCCCUGGAAACUGACGGCGACUGAGGCAGGGCGCCAGCCGUGUAGCUGCGGGUGUGGGAGACUUGUGGGCGGGCCUGGUGCGCCGAGGGGGCCGAGGGGGUGGUGGUGGGGGGGCUGCCGGCGGAGAGGGAGAGGGCGAGGGAGCGUGUCGCUCGCCGAGAGGUGGCAGGGGUGGCGCGGUUGCACGUGGCUGCUGAGCCGGCCGACCGCUGGCAGGAGCUCCUGGCAAGUUGAAGGGCACAGGAGACAGGCCACCCUGAAACAUACACACACAAAGACAAACGAGAGAGAGAGAGAAGGUCACCCAGUAGCCUGUCUCAGCGUCACCUCCUCUCUGCAUUCAUUUCAUUCCCCUCUCAUUGUCCACGUACCCGAAGCGAGCUGCGCCCUGACCGCGAUGCGUCUCUCCGGCCGGCCUUCUUGCGCACCACGGCCCCACCACCACCACCACCACCAAAGUCGCCCUCUUCCUCGACAAUCUCAAGCUCAUCAUCAUUAUCGUCAUGGGCCGUGAUGCCGUGAUGUCGCUGAUGUCGCUUCGGCGAGGUAGGCAUGCGUGGCGUGGGGCGUUUGAAGGGGGUAGGUGGCGACAUGAGACGCUGCUGCUGCUGCUGCUGGGUGCCCACUCGGGGCGGUGGGCUGCGGUUGACAAAGGGCGUGGUGGGAAUGAGAGGCUGAUCGGGGAGAGGCGAGAAUAGAACAAGCCCGCCUGUCUGUCUGUCUGUCUGUCUGUGUGAGUGUGUACCUGUCUCUUGACAGGCGAGCCCGACGGAGAUCCUGCCGAUCCCCGUGGGCGGCGAGACGAAACAUCUCCGCAACGCUGCAAGCAUGCAGGCAAUGCAGAUGAAGCAACACUCAGUUGCUCGUAUGUAUAAUGCGGGAGUGCUGCUUGUAAAAUACGGCACGCUCCGUCUGCUCUGCUCAGCCCACCUUACUUACCUCUCUGCCCUGCGCGACGCCGAUAUCGACACGCCUGACACAAUGCUCCGGCCCCCGCUGCUGCACCCUCACUGCCCCCAACAACUGCUGCAGGCUCCAAAGGGUCCCAUGAAAGCGGAGCCGCACCAGGUGCGGGUCGACCUCGACCUGCCCCUCAAGGCCCCCAUGCCGCUCCUGCCGGUCCACCACGUGCCCCGCAUACGACUGGAACAGCUCGAGCAUCGCGAUGCUCUCCCGCAGGUCCGACGGCAUCAGCCGAUGCACGAACGAGAUGGCCUCCAGCCGUCUCAUUCCCCCCUGCGUCACUUCCAGCGUGUCCAGAAGCUGCACAGUGGGUGGGCCGCUGCGGGGAACUUCGCCAGCCGGGCGAUGAUAGCGCAUCAUCUCAGCGGCCAGGGGGAGAGCGCCUGCGGGUGUGAAGCGGUCGGAGUCGUCCGGUCGCAAGAUGAGGGUCUUCAUGAUCUCGUAGAGCGUGUACAUCAGCAUCUGUGCGAGGGCUGAGGGGCUCUUGCCCUCGCACAGCUUGGCGGCCUCAUCGUUGAUCUCGGCCUCCCUGUUCCUCUGGGCAGACUGCGCUUGCGAGACCGGCCGUCCUCCGCCCUCCUGCUUGUACAGAACAGACCGCCUGGCCACGUUAUCCUUGAGAUGACCCCACGCCCUGUGCUGCUGCCGGCUGGCCUGGGAGCCUGGGGCCGCUUCAGGGCGCGCGGCAGUCUCCAAUAGACCCAGGUAGACACGAACCCUCCUCAAGUGCUCGACAUGCGGCCACUGCUGCCUCUGCCCAGCUGUAGGGGGCUGUCCUGAUGCUGAUGCCGAUGCAGCAGCAGCAGGAGCAGCAGCAGCAGCAGCAGCAGCUGAGGUCUGUGGCUGUCUGUUGGCCAUGGGGGAGGGGGAGAGGGCCGGGAUGGAUGGGCGAGCCGGGCGAGAGGGUGUUGCGGGAGGGUGUCCGCUCUGGGUGGGGGGAGGGAGUGAGGGUCUUGUGUUGGGUGUGGGUGUGUGGGGGCCGAGCUCUCGAUCGAGGAGCUCGCGCACUCUCUGGGUGAGCUUGCCAAGGUCCUGCAGUCGCUCAUCGAGCUGGUCCAGGUUCAUGACGCGACGGGUGCGAUCGUCCAGCAUGCGAUCGAUAGCCGUCCCAGAUGGAACCGACCCAUCUAACGACACACAGGCACACACACAUAGACACACACGGCCAGAUGCACCCACUCCUUCCUUCUGUGCACAUGUUAUGUUGCUCUGCUCGUCUCUCUCACCGUACCGUCAGGGUAGCACUUGCGAUGGAUCUGCUGCAGGAGUUCCCAUUCCUUGGCCUUCCACCUAUGCCAGAAGAGCUCCAACUCCAGGAACACCAGCAUGCCCAGCCCCUCCCUCUCCCGCUGCAUCCGAAACCGAGCCAUGUGCCGCGGCAUGCUCCUCCGCAGACACGCCCGAUCAUCAUCCCUUCGCCCGACCAGCGCAAGGCGCGUCCUCGCGUGGGGCUUGUCCUUCGUCUGCUCGAUCACAUAGUCCGCCUGCACUUCGGUGAGGGUGUGUCGGGCGUAUAGGGGCGCCAGGGCCACCUCGCCCUUGACGAUCCGCUCCCUCUUGUGGUCAUUGGGGCAGUCGGUGAGCGACGCACAGGGAUGGAAGGUGACGUAGGUGGCCAGCAGGUGCCACAGGGUGCGACAGAGGUCGGUGAGGGUGGUGGUGUCGGCGAUGGCCUGGAGGUGGCUCGGCGGCAGGGUGAAGGGCAGCAUGGAGGGGUCGGUAGCGAUCGCCGGGAUGACGAAACGGUCCAUAAAUAUCGACAUCCUCUCCAUAUUGAGCACCUUGGGCUGAAGGGCCAUAACCGCGGGCAGAAGCAUGCCGAGAGACCUGUUGCAGCUGCCCAGCACCAGCACCACAGACACCCCCUCCUGCCGCAGGCCCUGACAGACGGCAGACAGCCCGCCGAUGCCCUGCGAUGGCUCCGUCACGCCCGCCCGGCUGUCUGCGUCGGGCACAAUGAUGCCCACGAUGUGCCUCUUGCCAUCCCCCAGACCCCGGCUCCCCCGAACAGCCGUCGUGACAUCCUGCUGCCAAUCCAGCCAGUCGGUGAGGAAGGGCGGCGUCACAAUAGGAGAGCCGGCAGGCAGCCCCUCCUCGAGCAGCCCGCUAAGGGCAAUCUGCCGGUCCGCCAUCGACCUAUCUUCGUCGCUAAAGAUGGCCACGGCCGCAACGAUGCCGGGGUGGUCCGACGCUGCAUGCGGCAGUAGCUGUUGCUGAAACUGCUCCUCUGUCAGCCGCUUGCCCUGGAUCUCGGUCGUGCUGAAGACCAUGCUUUGGAUGCGCCGCAUCACCCGACGCCACGUGUUCUUCUGCAGCUGGAGGAGGGCUGACUCAUCUGCCCGCUGGCUCGCUAUCGAGGCCGUGCACUUGAGAGGAUAGAUGGUCCCUGCAUUGACGCUCUCAACUGCCGACGCUGGACCAGGCGACGUAGGUACUCGAACGGCAAAGCCUGGCUCCAUCAGACCAACCGUCCUACAACCCACAGAGAAUGCCUG